GGAAUAGCAGAAGGAUGAAGUCACCCGUGGCUGCAGCCGCUUGAGCAACUUCAUCCCGGGAGGGGGGGACAGAGGGGAUGGGAAGGACGAUGGGGACUGUGGGGGGGGACAGGCGGUGCCCCCCAACUCAGAGUCUCUGCCCUGGGCUGGGGAAUUGCUGCACCCCAAGGUGCCUGUGCUGGGGCAUUUCCAGGAUGGGACAUUUAGGAAGUGAUUUUCUGAAAUCACGGGGGGGUCUCAAGUGCUGUUUGAGCCCACGCCACCCCCCAGGGACCCUCCUCAGCCCCUGGGUGCUGGGUGGUCUCGGUGCCCACACCCCGACGUGGCAGUAGGGCUUGUGUUGGGCCUGUGGCCAAGCCCACUUAUUUUGGGGGUGCCAGCACCCCCUUGUCCCUUCACCAUGGCUCAUCCACGUGGCCAAAGGACAGGGUUUUACCUCCGUCCUCAUGGAUUAAAAAAAAACAAACUCCGCAGCAAACCUCCCUUAGGGCUCCCCCCUUGGCGGGGUUGGGUUGGGAUGGGAUGGGAUGGGAUGGGAGGGGGCUGGGGGGCUGCUCGCCCCUCGCCGGCCUCCUGCUCCCUCCCCAAAUCAGCCCUAACGAGAACAAGCUGGUCCCGGGCUGAGGAGCAGGAGGAGCAGGAGGAGGAGGAGGAGAAGAAGAAGGAGGAGGAGGCGGCGGCUCUAUCCCAGCAAGCAGCAGAAAGAGGCAGGAGGGGUGCGGGACAGACCCCGUCCUCCCGGCUCCCACCCGCACAGCAAGGAGCCGUGUGGCAGCGAUGGGGUGGUGGCGGCUGGUGCCGGUUCUGGUGGCGGUUCUGGUGCUGGCGGUCCCGGCUGGUUCAGCAGCCCCUCGGCACUCCGUGGUGCUGCCCGAGGACGGGAGCAGCGGGGACGGGGAGGAGGUGUCGGCCGUGCCCCCCCUGCCCCGUGUGACACCGGGGAGCGGCCCGACGGCGGGGGAUGCGGUGGGGACCACGGUGACCAACAGCUCGGCAGCGGGGGGGGUGCUGGACGGGCUGGUGGAUUUCUUCAAGGAGUACAUGCUGCUGGUGGUGGUGGUGGGCUCCUUGGCCUUCGUCCUCCUCUUCAUCAUCUGCGCCGCCGUCAUCGUCCGUCAGAAGCACAAAGCCUCCGCCUAUUACCCCUCCUCCUUCCCCAAGAAGAAGUACGUGGACCAACGGGAUAAAGCGGGGGGGCCCCGGGCUUUCAACGAGGUUCCCGAAAAAAACCCCGAGCCCGGAGCCGAGGAGCAGCAGCACCUGGACUGCAACCGGCAGCUGCAGGCAGACAUCCUGACUGCUGCCCAGAACCUCAAACCCCCCCCCAAAACCAACCCCGCUCCCCCCGAGGAGGACGAAGAGGAAGGGAGCAAAAAAUCAGGGGAGAAGCAACCGGCUGAGCCCCCUCCCCCAAAUCCCGGUGCUGAGGAAGCAGUGGGGACGACAGGAGCAGGGGCAGGAAAUUUCAGGACUUCCCAGAGGUUCAUUCCUGGUGGCAGGAGACACAGGGACUGCCAGAGCUGCCCUGUGAGUGACAAACCACAGUGGUGACAACACGUGGCCUCACUCCUCCUUCAGAAAUAAAAAGGCUGUGACAGAGCUGACAGAACCAGGCACUUAUUCCUAAAUGUGGCUUCCAGGGUUUUUCAAAGACCUUUGGUGUGGA
Messenger RNA from Calypte anna (Anna's hummingbird), 1666 nucleotides. It is a transcript of the gene TMEM119, whose product is annotated as transmembrane protein 119. The coding region runs from base 778 to 1551 and encodes 257 amino acids. Gene Ontology annotation, biological process: positive regulation of bone mineralization; positive regulation of osteoblast differentiation; positive regulation of osteoblast proliferation. The transcript has 3 exons. The record is from RefSeq and is a predicted model, not a curated record. Lineage: Eukaryota; Metazoa; Chordata; Aves; Apodiformes; Trochilidae. Gene Ontology annotation, cellular component: plasma membrane.